Molecule: messenger RNA, 1590 nt
Organism: Engraulis encrasicolus (European anchovy)
Lineage: Eukaryota; Metazoa; Chordata; Actinopteri; Clupeiformes; Engraulidae
Product: organic cation/carnitine transporter 2-like
Exons: 9
Coding region: 1-1590 (529 amino acids)
Biological process (GO): quaternary ammonium group transport; transmembrane transport
Cellular component (GO): membrane
Molecular function (GO): quaternary ammonium group transmembrane transporter activity
Source: RefSeq, a predicted model, not a curated record
AUGAGGGAGUAUGAUGAGAUCACCUCCUUCCUUGGCUCCUGGGGACGCUUCCAGAUGGUCAUCUUCUUCUCGCUGGCGUUCAGCAUCCUGCCUAAUGGCCUGGUUGGGGUGUACAUUGUGUUUGUGGGGGACACACCGCCCCACGAGUGUCUGAUACCCCCGGACAGUAACAUCAGCGAGGGCUGGAGGAACGUGAGCAUCCCCAUGGAAGAGGUGAACGGAGUGCUGAGACGGAGCUACUGCAGCAGGUACAAGCUGGACGCGCUCAGGAACUUCUCCUUGCUCGACCUAGACCCUCAUGUGGACGUGAACCUCAGUGAGGUCCCACUGGAGAGAUGCCUGGAUGGAUGGAAGUACAGCAAAGAGGUCUACCAGUCCACCAUCGUCACCGAGUGGGACCUGGUGUGCGAGAAUGAGCAUAAGGAACCUCUGACCAGCUCUAUCUACUUCCUGGGUGUGCUCGUGGGCACUUUUAUCUCAGGACAGUUAUCCGACAGGUAUGGUAGACGGCCUGUGAUGCUUGGCACCAUGGCUAUCCAGACACUGACCAUCUUCAUCCAGAUCUUCUCGCCCAACUGGGAGUUCUUCACCGCCAUCUUCUUCUUCAUAGGAGCCAGUGGAUUCUCCAACUACGUUGUUGCCUAUGUCCUUGGCACUGAGAUGCUGAGCCCAGCUGUUCGAGUGAUUUUCUGCUCCAUGGGUGUGUUCAUGGCCUCCAACAUUGGUCAGAUGCUCCUGCCUCUGUUCGCCUACUUCCUCAGGGACUGGAGGCUCCUGGUUAUUCCCAUGGCUGCCUCUGGAUUACUCUACAUCCCCCUCUGGUGGGUGAUUCCAGAGUCUCCGCGCUGGCUCCUGUCCCAGGGAAGGGUGGAGGAGGCUGAGGCCAUACUGAGGAAAGCAGCCAGGAUGAACAAGGUGGCCAUACCGGAUGUCCUCUUCACGACCGAUGAGAUCAUGGACUCCAAGGCAAAGAAGGAGAAGAAGCACAACCUGCUGGACAUCCUGAGGAGCUGCAAUGGUGUGUCCCUCAUCAUCAUCUGCUCCAUGAUCUGGAUGGUAAUAACGAUGGCCUACUAUGCCCUGCUGUUGAACACCACCAACCUGCACGGCAACAAGUUCUUCAACUUCUUCCUGUCCGCCGUUGUGGGGAUCCCUGCCUAUAUCGUGGCCAUGCUGUUACUGAAGUACUGCCCCCGCCGCUUCUGCCAGUCCUCCACUCUCAUCCUGGGUGGCACUGUCAUCCUAUUUAUUCAGCUCGUGCCCAGAGAUCUGCCAGAAAUAGCCGUCCUUCUGGAGAUGGUGGGCAAGUUUGGCAUCACGGCAGCCUUCUGUGUGGUUUACGCCGUGACCUCUGAACUCUUCCCCACUGUGGUGCGUAACAUGGCCAUGGGAACAUGCUCCAUGUCUGCCCGGAUUGGAUCCAUCAUCUCCCCCUUCGUCAUUUAUCUAGGAAAUUAUUACAAAUACAUUCCCUACAUCCUGAUUGGGAGUUUAGCUGUGUUGUCUGGCCUGCUCUGUUAUGUGCUGCCUGAGACGUUUGGAAAAGUUCUUCCAGAGACCAUCGCUGAGAUGCCAACAGUCAGAUGGUGA